This is a messenger RNA of Dreissena polymorpha, 1067 nucleotides long. RefSeq lists its product as uncharacterized. The record is from RefSeq and is a predicted model, not a curated record. Gene Ontology annotation, molecular function: protein binding. The coding region runs from base 134 to 1009 and encodes 291 amino acids. NCBI's taxonomy places the organism in Eukaryota, Metazoa, Mollusca, Bivalvia, Myida, Dreissenidae. The transcript has 7 exons.
UCAGCACUGACAUGUUUAAAAUAGUCACAUGACGGUGUGUCCCAAAACCGUUCGUAAUAACUUCAAGACGGACUAAGAUAAGGGAGUUUCUCGCUGGAUUUACCAGAAGAAAGGUGCCAUAUAAACGACCGCAAUGAACUGUUUACUGCUAGCCAUUACACUUUCAGUCACGUGGCACGUGGCAGCCGGUGAAUGCGAGGACACGUUACCACAGUGUCGAGAAAUUCUCACGAGUAACGUCACGUUGUGUCACGAUGACCCACAUUUUGCAAGCAGAUACUGCAAGCGUAGCUGCGGACUGUGCCCCAUCUCCUGCUAUCAUUGCAACUCCACAUCUCUGGAAGCUGCAAAACACUGCAACGAAACCCAGCUGUGUCGAUUGGGGGCUCAAUGCUUGACGAUGACAUUGCUUUCAUCGAAGGACGGUCACCACCAGUACGUCUUGACAUGCGCCAACCAACAUUCAUGCGAUGGUAAUGGAGUUCACAUACCGGGCUUAGUGGGUCGUAGUGCAGUGUCAUCGAAAAGGGACCUUCACGUGACUUGCUGCAAAGACGACCUUUGCAAUAGACCGGACUCGCUACGAGAUCCGCAAAUCAAUGCCACAGAGAUGACGCCGUUUAUCGUCGAACCGACACAUCUCACAACGAAGUUAACCACUCAUAUGACGUCACAAACAACCACACACUUGAUGACAACGUCUACAACCACUAAGCCUUCCACAUCUACUUCGACCACUAAAGCAACGACAUUAACGCCUAAGACCACAACCAUCGCCACGACGACAUCAACCAAGUCAACUUUUGUGACACAAACCACCACAAAACCCCUUCCGACAACAACAACAAUGGACCCCGUGUUUAUAUCGUUUUGCGAGUAUAAAGACACCAUCGAGUGCCCAAACGAUGGCACUUCUGUUUGCGGCACAAACAGAAUAAAAUACUCUAACCAGUGCGUGUUUGACAAAGCAAGAUGCGAUGACUUCGCCCUUCAUGGCGUCGUGUGUUGAGGACAUAAACGUGUUUUUUGUACACACCAACACAGAUCCAUUAAACAUAUACCUCGUG